Molecule: messenger RNA, 1525 nt
Organism: Cottoperca gobio
Lineage: Eukaryota; Metazoa; Chordata; Actinopteri; Perciformes; Bovichtidae
Gene: inpp5kb
Product: inositol polyphosphate-5-phosphatase Kb
Exons: 13
Coding region: 67-1446 (459 amino acids)
Biological process (GO): negative regulation of phosphatidylinositol 3-kinase/protein kinase B signal transduction; negative regulation of peptidyl-serine phosphorylation; negative regulation of insulin receptor signaling pathway
Cellular component (GO): plasma membrane; cytoplasm; ruffle
Molecular function (GO): phosphatidylinositol-4,5-bisphosphate 5-phosphatase activity; inositol bisphosphate phosphatase activity; phosphatidylinositol-3,4,5-trisphosphate 5-phosphatase activity
Source: RefSeq, a predicted model, not a curated record
UGUGCGCACGGGGUCUGCAGCUUUUUCCGGACACCACAAGAAAGACAAACGGAGAAAGGGGAGACAAUGAGCUCUGGAAGAUUUCGAAGUGGUGGGAGAGAAAAGUGCAGGCUGCACAUGGUGACCUGGAACGUGGCCACGGCGGAGCCCCCUGAAGACGUCACUUCUUUGAUGCAGCUAGAUGUCCAGCCCCCCACAGACGUCUAUGUGAUUGGCCUGCAGGAGGUGAAUGCCACCCCUGUGAGGUUCAUCUCAGACUUGUUAGUGGAGGACUCCUGGAGCCACGUCUUCAUGGACACACUGGCACCCAGAGGCUUCAUCAAGGUCACAUCAAUGAGGAUGCAGGGUUUGCUGCUGCUGGUGUUUGCCAAACAAAUUCAUCUCCCCUACAUCAGAAACAUUCAGACCACCUACACCCGUACUGGCAUCUUUGGCUACUGGGGUAAUAAAGGAGGAGUGUCCGUGCGUUUUUCCUUUUAUGGCCACAUGGUGUGCUUCCUUAACUGCCACCUAGCGGCUCACAUGAACUACGCUCUGCAGCGUGUUGAUGAGAUUGAGUACAUCCUGGAGAAACAAGACUUUGACGUCGCAGAGACCCCACAAGUCCGGGAUCAUAAGGUGGUGUUCUGGUUUGGCGACCUGAACUUCCGUAUUGCAGACCACGGCUUACACUUCCUCCGCUCAUCCAUCAACAGCGAGCGCCUUAAUUUGCUGUGGAGCAAAGACCAGCUCACCAUGAUGAAGAAGAAGGAACCUUUCCUGCAGGAAUUCGAGGAAGGGCCAUUGAAUUUCAAACCCACCUACAAGUUUGGCCGUAACUCUGAUGCCUACGAUACCAGUGGCAAGAAGAGGAAACCGGCAUGGACAGAUCGGAUCCUUUGGCGCAUCAAACCCAAAACCGUGCCACCAGAGGAUGACGACGAUAAGGCAUCGACUUCUACUGUUGAUGAGCUCGAUGAGUAUCCACUGCUGGUCACUCAGGACAAGUACACCUGCGACAUGAGCUACGGAGUCAGUGACCACAAGCCUGUCAUUGCAACCUUCAGUCUUGAGCUGAGAAAGUGCUUCGACACACCACUGGUGCACGUAUCUCCUCUGGGUGUAUGGAGCGCCGACCAGGAUGCACUUCUUAACUACACCAUCCAAGAGGACUUCAUGUCCUCUACAUGGGACUGGAUCGGCCUGUACAAGGUGGGAUUCAAGAGUGCGUUCGAUUAUGAAACCUUUGUUUGGGUUAGAGAGGACGAGUUGCCAGAGACAAAUGAAGUAAUACAGAUAUCUGUGGAUAAGGAUGAGAUCCCUCUGCUGGGUGGACAGUAUGUUUUGGGUUACUACAGUACAAACAUGCAAAGCAUCAUCGGCCUCAGUGCUAACUUCCAGAUCCUGGAGUCAAAGCGUGCCGUCAUGGAAGGUCUCGUUCCCGAGAACAUCAAUGGACUCAACUAAUAAGAUCAAAUUCACCGCAGUGCCACAUCAUAUUCCUCCCCCCUUGGGACUUUACACAGAAUUGAUUCAGUCUUUCAAA